CCCGGCCUCUUCCGUGCCCCGCGCGCGUGCGCACUUCCGUAGAGCUCGUGGAGGUUCCCUGGGGUCCGUGUUUUCCAGACCCCGGGCGGGAUCCUCCCGCGGAGGACCUGGCGCUCACGGGGAGGCCGGGGUUAGCCCGCCAUGCGUUGGGGGCUGCACCCGCGCGGGCCGGGGGCGGCGGCUCUGGCCACGGCCCGAAAUCUGUGGGUGCCGCCCCAUCUUCGUUGUCACCCGGGAUGGCGAGGGACGACGAGGAGGCUUUUGGUGCGGUCAGUCACCGGGGCCAGUAACCAGCUGCAGAACUCAAGUAAUGGCAGAUAUCGGGACACAGUGCUGCUGCCGCAGACCAGCUUCCCCAUGAAGCUGCUGGGCCGCCAGCAGCCUGACGCGGAGCUGGAGAUCCAGCAGAAAUGUGGAUUUUCAGAACUUUAUUCAUGGCAAAGAGAAAGAAAAGUAAAGACAGAAUUUUGUCUUCAUGAUGGACCUCCUUAUGCAAAUGGUGACCCACAUGUUGGACACGCUUUAAAUAAGAUUUUGAAGGAUAUAGCCAAUCGAUACCAUAUGAUGAGAGGUUCCAAAAUACAUUUUGUGCCAGGCUGGGAUUGUCAUGGGUUACCCAUUGAAAUAAAAGUAUUGUCAGAACUUGGUGGAAAAGCUCAGAAUCUUUCAGCUGUAGAAAUUAGAGAAAAAGCUAGAUCAUUUGCUGAAGCAGCAAUUGAGAAACAGAGAUCAGCAUUUAUUCGUUGGGGAAUAAUGGCGGAUUGGAAUAAUUGCUACUAUACAUUUGAUGGAAAAUAUGAGGCCAAACAGUUGAGACUUUUCUACCAAAUGUAUGAGAAGGGCUUGAUUUAUCGAUCUUACAAACCUGUGUUUUGGUCUCCUUCAUCAAGGACUGCAUUGGCUGAAGCAGAACUUGAGUAUAAUCCUGAACAUGUCAGUCGCUCAAUAUAUGUAAAAUUCCCUCUCUUGAAACCUUCUCCCAAGUUGGUAUCUCUCAUAGAUGGUUCAUCUCCUGUUAGUUUUUUAGUCUGGACCACCCAACCUUGGACAAUUCCUGCCAAUCAAGCUGUUUGUUAUAUGCCAGACUCAAAGUAUGCUGUUGUGAAAUGUUCCAAAUCUGGGGACCUGUACAUACUUGCUGCAGAUAAAGUAACAUCCAUUGCUUCUGUUUUGGAAACAACACUUGAAGUUAUUUCAACAUUUUCAGGUGUAGAUUUGGAAAAUGGUACUUGUACUCAUCCUUUAAUUCCUGGUAAAGCCUCUCCUCUUUUACCUGCAAAUCAUGUGACCAUGACAAAAGGAACAGGGUUGGUUCACACAGCCCCAGCCCAUGGUAUGGAAGAUUACAGUGUAGCUUCUCAACACAACCUGUCCACGGAUUGUUUAGUGAAUGAAGAUGGAGUUUUCACAGAAGUUGCAGGUCCUGAACUUGAAAACAAGGCUGUCCUUGAAGAGGGAACAGAUGUGGUUAUAAAGAUGCUUCAGGCUUCAAAACAUUUGUUGAAAGAGGAGAAAUUGAUACACAGCUAUCCCUAUGACUGGAGGACUAAGAAACCAGUGGUUAUUCGUGCCAGCAAGCAGUGGUUUGUAAAUAUCACGGAUAUCAAGGCUACAGCCAAGGAAUUGUUAAAAAAAGUGAAAUUUAUUCCUGGAUCAGCACUGAAUGCCAUGGUUGAAACGAUGGACAGACGGCCGUAUUGGUGUAUAUCAAGGCAAAGAGUUUGGGGUGUUCCAAUCCCUGUGUUUCAUCACAAGACAAAAGAUGAAUUCUUGAUCAACAGCCAAACCACAGAGCAUGUUAUUAAACUAGUGGAACAACAUGGCAGCGAUGUCUGGUGGACUCAUCCCCCUGAGCAGCUUCUUCCUCAGGAAGUCUUAUCGCAGGUCGGUGGUCCUGAUGCCUUGGAGUAUGUGCCUGGUCAGGAUAUCUUGGACAUCUGGUUCGAUAGUGGAACUUCAUGGUCUUGUGUUCUUCCAGGUACUGACCAAAGAGCAGAUUUGUACUUGGAAGGAAAAGAUCAGCUUGGUGGUUGGUUCCAGUCUUCUUUAUUAACAAGUGUGGCAACAAGGAGAAAAGCACCUUUUAAGACAGUGGUUGUUCAUGGCUUUACCCUUGGAGAAAAGGGAGAAAAGAUGUCCAAGUCUCUUGGGAAUGUCAUUGAUCCUGAUGUGGUCAUCAAUGGAGGACAAGAUCAAAGCAAAGAGCCUCCCUAUGGUGCUGAUGUCCUUCGCUGGUGGGUGGCCGAGUCCAACGUCUUCACUGAAGUGACCAUUGGUCCAGCUGCACUUAAUGCUGCCAGAGAUGAUAUUAACAAGCUUAGGAAUACACUCCGCUUUCUUUUGGGAAAUGUCAGUGGUUUCAACCCAGAAACAGAUGCCAUUCCUGUUAACGAUAUGUAUGUCAUAGACCAGUACAUGCUACACUUACUGCAGGAUUUAGCAAACAAGAUUACCGAUUCAUACAAACAGUAUGAUUUUGGAAAAGUUGUUCGACUGUUACGAGCAUUUUAUACCAGAGAACUCUCCAACUUUUAUUUCAGCAUAAUCAAAGACAGGCUCUACUGUGAAAGCGCCGGCGACCCCGGACGGCGCUCCUGCCAGACCGCCCUGGCUGAAAUCUUGGACGUGAUGGUUCGUUCUUUUGCUCCCAUUCUUCCUCACCUGGCUGAGGAAGCGUUCCAGCACAUACCUUACGUCAAAGAACCCAAGAGUGUUUUUCGUACUGGGUGGAUUCGAACAAGUUCUAUCUGGAAGAAGCCAGGAUUAGAGGAAGCAAUAGAGGGCGCCUGUGCAAUGAGAGAUUCAUUUCUUGGAAGCAUCCCUGGUAAAAAUGCCGCCGAGUACAAGGUUACCAUUGUGAUAGAGCCCGGGCUGCUUUUUGAGAUAAUAGAGAUGCUACAAGCUGAGGAGACUUCCAGCACCUCUCAGUUGAAUGAAUUAAUGAUGGCUUCCCAGACGACUUUACUCCCUGAGGAACCACGAACACUAACGACAGAUGUGAUUGAGCGCAAAGGGACGUUUCUGAUCAAUUUAGAAGGUGGGGAUAUUCGUGAAGAGUCUUCCUAUAAAGUAAUCGUCAUGCCGACCACCAAAGAAAAAUGCCCCCGUUGUUGGAAGUACACCGCCGACUCUUCAGACGCGCUCUGCCCCCGGUGCACGCAAGUCGUCGCUGGAAGGGAAUAGGUCACGCUGCUGCUCACGGUGGAGCGUUCACGGCACCGGCCAGAAACCCAAGAUUUAGGUAAUGAGUGGGAGAGGAGAUGGUAGAGGAGAAGGGGCAGAUUCAGAACUGGAGGUCUGUCCUGUGUUGGAUAAAAAGUAAUGUGUAUGUAUAUACACACAUGCAGAAAAAUAGUAUGAAGAUGGAUCUGGACGCAUCCAUAAAGGAUUUAUUCAGAACAGAGACACUGAGUGUUUGCCUUCAGAGGCGGCUGACCGGAAAAUGUUUUAUAUUUUAUAAAUCUUCUUGACUCAGGAUUUAAGUUCUCUAAUGUCUCAAAAUAAAGGCAUCUGGAAAAUUA
This is a messenger RNA of Leopardus geoffroyi (Geoffroy's cat), 3521 nucleotides long. It is a transcript of the gene IARS2, whose product is annotated as isoleucyl-tRNA synthetase 2, mitochondrial. NCBI's taxonomy places the organism in Eukaryota, Metazoa, Chordata, Mammalia, Carnivora, Felidae. The record is from RefSeq and is a predicted model, not a curated record. Gene Ontology annotation, molecular function: ATP binding; isoleucine-tRNA ligase activity; aminoacyl-tRNA deacylase activity. Gene Ontology annotation, cellular component: cytosol. Gene Ontology annotation, biological process: isoleucyl-tRNA aminoacylation. The transcript is spliced from 23 exons. The coding region runs from base 142 to 3183 and encodes 1013 amino acids.